GUAAAUUAUGAUCAAAUUAAAUUAUUGUUAUUCAUUAUCAUCCAUAACGUUUCAGAUGAGUCCAAAGAAAUGGUCCAAAAACACGUUUGGAUGGGCACGAGCCGAAGUGUUAGGAGCCCUUAUUAAUGCGGUUUUUCUUGUCGCAUUAUGCUUUAGUAUAACAAUAGAAGCCUUUAAAAGAUUCAUAGAAGAGGAAACUAUACAUGAACCGGAAUUGCUGGUGAUAGUCGGUUCGUUAGGUUUAGUUGUUAAUGUCAUAGGUUUAUGUUUGUUGUACGAACAUGGUGGUCAUCAUGGCCAUUCGCAUGGUGGCGGCUUAAGGCGCAACCACAGUCGUCUCACUGAAUUAGCAAAUGUCGAUGAUGGCGAAGUGGAAAAUACAGAUUUUAGCUAUGAAAAACAGAAAGAAAAACAAAUGAAGAAAUCCGGUCGAGGUCACAGUCAUGAUCCUGGUUCAAUGAAUAUGCGCGGAGCGUUCUUACAUGUUUUAAGUGACGCCUUAGGUAGCAUCAUCGUGGUUAUAAGCGCUUUGAUUGUAUGGAAAACAGAAUGGAAGUAUCGCUAUUAUAUGGAUCCAGCUUUGUCUAUUGUUUUGGUUUGCUUAAUUUUGCAUUCUGUCUGGCCGCUAUUACGUGAAUCUGCUUUAAUUUUAUUACAAACAGUGCCAACACACAUACAAGUCGACGCCAUACAAAAACGAUUACUGGAAAAAGUUGAUGGUGUUUUGGCAGUCCAUGAAUUUCACGUAUGGCAAUUAGCCGGAGAUCGCAUAAUUGCCUCUGCACAUAUUAGGUAA
Molecule: messenger RNA, 796 nt
Organism: Glossina fuscipes
Lineage: Eukaryota; Metazoa; Arthropoda; Insecta; Diptera; Glossinidae
Product: zinc/cadmium resistance protein-like
Exons: 5
Coding region: 8-796 (262 amino acids)
Biological process (GO): zinc ion transmembrane transport; detoxification of zinc ion; intracellular zinc ion homeostasis
Cellular component (GO): membrane
Molecular function (GO): zinc ion transmembrane transporter activity
Source: RefSeq, a predicted model, not a curated record